This is a messenger RNA of Lasiosphaeria miniovina, 855 nucleotides long. RefSeq lists its product as uncharacterized. The annotation marks the transcript as partial. Gene Ontology annotation, biological process: secondary metabolic process. The record is from RefSeq and is a predicted model, not a curated record. Gene Ontology annotation, cellular component: cytoplasm; cytosol. The transcript has a single exon. Gene Ontology annotation, molecular function: hydrolase activity; carboxy-lyase activity. Lineage: Eukaryota; Fungi; Ascomycota; Sordariomycetes; Sordariales; Lasiosphaeriaceae.
CUGCCGACGUGGGCGCCCGAGGGCACGCUCGGGCUGAUCCGAGACGUGGGGCUCGCGGCGGCCAUCCUGUCCAUGGGCCACCCGGUGCACCCGUACGUGUCGGACCGGAGCCAGAUCGGGCCCGUCUGCCGCGAGAUCAACGAGUACACGGCGCGAUUCCGCGACGAGCACCCGGACCGGCUCGGCUUCCUGGCCACGCUGCCGCCGCUGGACCAGGCCGAGGCGUGCAUCGCCGAGAUGGCCUACGCCUUCGACGCGCUCAAGGCCGACGGGGUCGUCGUGUUCAGCAGCUACGCGCAAAAGUACCUUGGCCACGCCGACUUCCGCGCCGCGUGGGCCGAGCUCGACCGCCGCGGCGCCGUCGUGCUGGUGCACCCGGGCUUCGAGGGCAUGGAGGCCAUCGACGAGCCGCGCUACCUGGCGCCGCCCGUCAUCGACUGGACGCACGAGACGACGCGCACGGCCGUGCACCUGAUCUCGACGGGCGUCACGCGGCAGUUCCCGGCGGUCAAGAUCAUCCUGUCGCACGCCGGUGGCACGCUGCCGUACGUGGUGCGGCGCGCGGCCAACCUGUGCUGCCGCAUCCGGCUAGUGGCCAUGACCGAGGACGAAUUCGUGGCCGAGGCCCAGCGCUUCUACAUCGACGUCGCCUUCAGCUCGUACGACCCGCAGCUGCGCCUUCUGAAGGAGUUUGUCGAGCCCGGCCACGUCCUGUUCGGCAGCGACUUCCCGUGGGAGCACAGCGACGUGGCCGCCGCGCAGCUGGCCGCCACCGAGCGCGUGUUUGCCGACGAGACGCGCGAGGCCGCGCUGCAGCUGUUCCCCCGCCUGCGCCAGUACCAUGGCAAGCAGUAG